This is a messenger RNA of Toxotes jaculatrix (banded archerfish), 1889 nucleotides long. It is a transcript of the gene chchd3a, whose product is annotated as coiled-coil-helix-coiled-coil-helix domain containing 3a. Bases 152 to 1201 code for a protein of 349 amino acids. The transcript has 10 exons. Gene Ontology annotation, biological process: inner mitochondrial membrane organization. NCBI's taxonomy places the organism in Eukaryota, Metazoa, Chordata, Actinopteri, Toxotidae. The record is from RefSeq and is a predicted model, not a curated record. Gene Ontology annotation, cellular component: MICOS complex; mitochondrion.
GGGAAGUGCGGACCUGCUGAACCAGUGGCGUGCGGGCCUCAGCCAGCCAUACCUGGCUCUAACGCAAGUAAACUGUUCAAAAACAAAAGCGGAUGCCAGUGUUCCCCUUUACAUGUAGAUAACUGACACUUUGACAGCCUGCGGUCAGACAAUGGGCGCGAACAACAGUACCCGUCGCGUGUCAUUUGAAUCAGACGAGAACGAGAAUAUAACGGUGGUGAAGGGCAUACGGCUUUCUGAGAAUGUCAUCAACCGCAUGAGGGAGCCUGCAGCUCCUCCUAAACACCAACAUGCUCCUUCUCCACCUCCACCGGCACCUACUCUGAAUCCUUCUCCUCUCCGGCGGCCAGUGCCUCCCCUUUUUGACCCGAUCACACCCUUGCCUCCUCCCUCUCCUUUUGUAGAGCCUGUUGCACCCCCUGCUCCUCCUACACCAGCUCCAUCUGCCACAGAGACUGUGGCUGCACCUCCACAGCCUCCUCCUCAACCAUCCUCAGAACAGCCCCCUGUGGAACCAAUAUCCCCUGCUCCAGUGCCAGUGCCUGAAUCAAGUCCAGUCCCACCACCUCCUGCUGCACCAGCCGUCGAUGAGGAGGCCCUGAGGAAGAAGAUCACUGAUGAGCUGUAUAAAGGCUUGGAGCAGGAGAGGGCCAAGGCAGAGCAAGAGCUGCAAGCCUGGCUGGAGGCAGAGAAGGCUCGGGCAAGGGCGCAGACUAAUGCUGAUGCCCAGUCCCAAGUCCAGCAAGAAGUGUCCAGGAUCCUGUCGGUGGAGCGGGCCAUGGCCCAGGACAGCCUCCAGCAGGCUGUCAUAAGGGAGAGGAUCGCCACUGAGGAUGAGAGGCUCCGCGCUCAGCUCUAUGCCAAGCAGCUGGAGGCCAGAGAAGCAGAUUUAAAGAGGCAGGAUGCUUUCUACAGAGAGCAGGUGGCCCGGCUGGAGGAGAGGAGUGCUCAGUUCUACAAGGUCACCACAGAGAACUACCAUAAAGCUGCAGACCAAGUGAAUGCCAAGUACAAGCGGUAUGAGGUGUAUCCAGUGUGUGCAGACCUGCAGGGCCAGAUCCUGGCAUGCUACAAAGAGAACGUUGGAAAAACCCUUCACUGCUCCAACAUAGCAGCCCUUUACCUACAGUGUGUCAACAACGCCAAACAGAAUGACAAGUAUGUGCAUGCACCCUCAUGGACAGAUGAUAUAACAAGUUGAGGACUGGGGGUUAAAGAAGAGAGAGGAAGAAAGAGAGAGCAAUGAAGAGUUUAUUGUGUGGGAUUACUGAUUAUCGACCGACUGACAGACAGACCAAAGCAGAGUGGAGGAAAUGAGGAAUGAAUCAGCACUGACACACACACACACACACACCCUCAAAACCCUGUGACCGAACCAGAGUAGAGGCACCGAACACAGCACCUUUAACGAGAAAUAGACACCUUUUCCCUCGAUUCUUAUCUCCCUCCCCUCCUCUCUUCCCCUUCGUCUAUCUCUCCCUUGAGAAUAGCAGGGAGGCAGUGACACUGCGGUGACCUACGGGACCCAGCGGGCCUGAGCUUGGCUCACUAAGAGGACAAAGAUGAACCAGAACCACCUCAAGAAAGCCAGCCACAUGUGUCACAAGCCACUUAGACCCAUCUCCACUCACUCCCAACACCCUUAGGAAAAUGAAAGUCUAUUUUUACUAAUUAAAGUCAGUCCUAUUUUGUUGUCAAUAAUUCAUAGUUUUCCGACUCCUAAUGCACUAUCCUGUACACAGAUACACAUGUACGCAUCUGUUUCUUCUUUGCAUCUGUACGUGUGAGAUUGUGUUAUGUUAAUAAUUUAACGACCUGCGUGUUGAGUGUUCAUCCAGACCAACACUUGUGACAAUGUCUGAUCAGAGGAAAUAAAAAACAAAAUGAUG